CGUGUAGUACAAAGCAGACAAUCUGUCGCUGUGUUGUAGAUUAAUAUUUUAAUUUUAAUAAUUAGUGUUAAUUGUUUUUCAUCGAUGCACUAGUAAUUAUUUUUAAUUACUUUUCACUCAUGUUUUAAAUCGUUUUUAAAACAUAACUUAUAAUCUGAAUCAAGUUAAACUGUUAUUGUUAAAUAUUUAGUUUAUAAUUUUUUAUGUAAAUUUCAAACUAUUUUAAAAAUUAAAACAACAUAACUAGGUUUAACAAUUAUAGAAUAAUGAAACCAUAUUAUAUGAUUAAAAAACAAAUUUACAUGUUAAGCAAUUAAUUACUUAACAAUAUGAGUUUUAUAUUUCUUUGAUAUUUUAGUUUCGCAUAUUAUUGGUGAAUAUUAUAACUAAUUAUAUAUUAUUAGCCUAAAGAAACUUUAUAUAAAAGUUAUUGAUUCAGUGAAAAGAAUAAUUAUUACAAGAUGCCGUUAAUACAAGUAGAUGUAAAAAUGUUACCAAUGAAAGUGCACUAUUUUCUGUUUAUGGGAGGUGUUGCACCAAUGACAACUUUUUUACCAACAAUUGCAAAACAAUUGGGGUAUUCAACAAUUGUAGUUGGUACUAUCUAUAGUAUAUUACCAAUUUUAAGUUUAAUAAUAAAGCCUAUAGUUGGUGCAAUUGUGGAUCAAUUCCGAGUUAAAAAAUUAAUCUUCUUAACAUUCAUAUUGUUAUCUGGCCUAACAGCAUUUUCACUUAUGUUUGUUCCUGAACUACCUUUUAACACUACAGUGGAAUUUAAUUGUCACGAUGUCACAUAUUUAAAUGUUUGUCCUGAGAAUAAUGUACCUUUGUCAAAGUGUUCUAUAAAACGAGUUAAGGAAAAUGUUGGCGAUCAAUUUGGAUGUGAGUUAAAAUGUGAUAACAGUAUACAUUUUCGGAAUGAAAUGUGUUCAAAUUGGGGAUUUAAUGACUAUUGCUUAUUUUCAAAUUCAUCUAGUGUAAAAACCAUAGAUUAUUAUGAACCAAAAAAUUCCCAAAUAAUUAGAACAAAAUCAAAUAAAAAGUAUUUUAAUGAUGAUCAUGUUUACUUAUUUGUGUUGAUAGAAAUGAUGCAUUCUGUUAAUGUUCAUAAUUGUUUUUACUUUCGAAUAAAAUCUGCAAGUUUCUUUUUUAAUGAUUCUGAAAUAGUGAACCAUACACCUGUUUGUAAUACUAGUUUAAGAUCACAAUGCCAAGUACAAUGUUCUAGUGAAGUCAUUAUGGAUUUAAUAACUCCCCAAAAGUUUAAAGGCAGUGUCUUGGAAUUAAAUCAAUUCUGGAUAUUUUUUCUGUUAAUUAGUCUUUUUUGGGUAGGUCAAGCAGUUAUUUAUAGUCUUGGUGAUUCUAUUUGUUUUGAUUUACUUGGUAACAAACCUAACCUUUAUGGCAAACAAAGAUGUUGGGGUGCUAUUGGAUGGGGAAUUUUUUCAAUAUUUGCUGGAUGGCUUUUAGAUAUUUUUAGUUCCAGUGAUGUAAAUAAAAACUAUUUACCAAUAUACUUUUUAUGUCUACUGGUACUACUUUGCAAUUUUUUUGUUGCAUCAAAACUUGGGGUGACAGAAACAAAAAUAUCAACUAAUAUAUUUAAAGAUUUUGGAAAACUGUUAACAGAAAUUAAGGUUCUAGGAUUUCUUUCUUGGGCAAUAGUAGUAGGUAUUUGCACUGGAAUGAUUUGGCAAUAUCUUUUUUGGUAUAUUGAAGAUGUAGCUUCUAUGAAUGAGUGUAAUACUCAACAUUGGAUUAAAACGCUACAAGGUUUAAUUUCAGGAGUUCAAUGUUUUGGUGGUGAAGUGCCAUUUUUUUUCUGGUCAGGCUGGAUUAUGAAACGUUUAGGACACUUAAAUUGCAUGUCUCUCGUUUUGGGAGUUUUUGCAUUUAGAUUUUUUGCUUAUUCAAUUCUUACAAACCCAAUUUGGGUACUUGUUAUUGAGUUAACUAAUGGAAUUACUUUUGGGUUAGCAUAUGCUGUACUUAUGUCAUAUGCAAGUAUACUAGCACUACCUGGUAGUGAAAGUACUAUGAUAGGACUUGUUGGUGGAGUUUUUGAGGGCAUAGGUGUGUCUUUGGGUAGUCUAAUAGGUGGUUGCUUAUAUGACAAAUAUGGUGGAGCUCAAACGUUCAGAUUAUUUGCAUAUGGUUCUGCAUUAAUGUGUGCUAUUCAUUUGUUAUGCCAAAAAGUUUUGAAAUCAAAUAAAAAAUUAAGUUUUCCUAGUCACAAUUUUGAUGAAGUUCAAAACAACAUAUCCCAUUUUAAAGAAACAGGUUUUAUUAGUGGAUCAACUGAAUAUGCCAGUCCAAAUGAAGCUAUUCAUAUGUUAAUUGAUAACUAAAUUUAUUUUUUUAAUGUUCCUACUUUAUUGUUCUAUCUUAUUUUAAACUAAAGAAGGAAAUACUUAAUUUACAGUCACUUAUUCCUAGUAUAAUAUAACAUUUUGCUUUUAAACUAUUAUUAAUGGAGUAGGUGAAUAUUGAAAUAAAUGACAUUUUUAGUAUAAAAAACAUAAAUGGCUAAUGAUAUAAAUCGAGCAAUGAGCAUAGUAUUGGUUAGGAGUUAUUUAAAAUACUUUUUCAAAGAAUGUUUACAAUUUUAAAUUUUAUUAUAAUUUUUGUAAAUUAUUUCUAAUUAUAAAUUGUUAUUUUAAAAAAUUCUACUGAACCAAAAAAUACUUAACCUACAAAAAUUGGUACUAUGGUAUAUGUAUAAUUAUUUAUUAAUACUUAAUUUCUUAUUAUUAUUUAAAUUAUUUAAUUAAUUUUUAUCAAUUUAACUCUGAAAUUAUGUAUCAGCCAAUUAAAAUUUAAAAUUAAUGAUUACAUUGCUUUCUUUGUAUCAUUAUGUUACUUUAUUUUAUUUUAUUAUCAUUAUAUAAAUCAUAUUACACUUAAAUAGUUAAAUGACUUGUUAGUUACCUACAUUAAAGUUUAUACACAAAAUUUUAAAAUUUCCUAGAAUUCAAUAUUUACUUUAUUCUUUUUAUAUUUUUAUGAUUUUUCAUUUAUAAAACGAUAAAACUUUUAUUUUUAAUAUUCAGUUUUUACCCAAUAGUAUCAGUGUAAGAUGUAACUUUGGUUUUUUGUACUUAUAUUAUUUUUGUGUAAAAUAUUAUACUUAUGUUUUAAUUCAUUGAUUGUUAAAGUUUUGGUUUAAUAUGGUGCUAUAGAUAAAUUUUGUAAUUCGCUUGAAGCACAACAUAUUUACAGGGAUAUUUAAAUAAGACAAACAUUAUUAAUAUGUAUUUAUUUUUAAUUAAUUAUUACCUCUGAUUAAUUUAAGUCGUAACUAGUAUUAAAGUUAUUAAUAAUAUAUUCUUGGUGAUAUGGUGUAAUUCAAAGAUUCUUCACAAUUUAUAUUAAUCAUCAAUAUCAAAAACUAUUUUAUUUAAAAUAUUAUAUUUUGUUCUCUAGUAUUAGUUACAUUAUUACUUUUUGUUUUUUUAUAAAAAAAAAAAAUAAUAAAAAUACAUUGAAUAUA
This is a messenger RNA of Aphis gossypii (cotton aphid), 3490 nucleotides long. RefSeq lists its product as uncharacterized. Bases 462 to 2348 code for a protein of 628 amino acids. The transcript has 11 exons. Gene Ontology annotation, cellular component: membrane. The record is from RefSeq and is a predicted model, not a curated record. NCBI's taxonomy places the organism in Eukaryota, Metazoa, Arthropoda, Insecta, Hemiptera, Aphididae.